Messenger RNA from Dunckerocampus dactyliophorus (ringed pipefish), 1487 nucleotides. It is a transcript of the gene orai1b, whose product is annotated as ORAI calcium release-activated calcium modulator 1b. Gene Ontology annotation, biological process: store-operated calcium entry. The coding region runs from base 213 to 881 and encodes 222 amino acids. The transcript is spliced from 2 exons. Gene Ontology annotation, cellular component: membrane. NCBI's taxonomy places the organism in Eukaryota, Metazoa, Chordata, Actinopteri, Syngnathiformes, Syngnathidae. Gene Ontology annotation, molecular function: store-operated calcium channel activity. The record is from RefSeq and is a predicted model, not a curated record.
UUCUGGGUAAUGAAAGGCGCAGGCACUAGAGUUUGAUAGCGUGUAGUUUGUAACGCUAGCAUUAGCAUUAACGUGGACAUGUAACAAGUUUAUGUUGUAUUACAUACUGUAUAUACUUAGUUGUUAGCAUGCUUACCGUUUGGUACUCUCGUGUUUUGGAAUAGCAACGACGAGGGCUAACGUGAGCGACUUGUGCUGUGUAAAUUAGCAACAUGAGCCUCAAUGAGCAUUCAUUGCAAGCACUGUCCUGGAGGAAGCUCUAUUUGAGCCGGGCUAAACUCAAGGCUUCCAGCCGAACCUCUGCUCUGCUCUCGGGGUUCGCUAUGGUAGCAAUGGUGGAGGUGCAGCUAGACAACAGCUACCCAUACCCGCCCGCACUUCUCAUCGCCUUCAGCGCCUGCACCACCGUGCUGGUGGCCGUGCAUCUGUUCGCCCUCAUGGUCAGCACCUGCAUUCUGCCCAACAUCGAGGCCGUCAGCAACGUCCACAACCUCAACUCGGUCAACGAGUCCCCUCACGAGCGUAUGCACCGGCACAUAGAGCUGGCGUGGGGCUUCUCCACGGUCAUCGGCACGUUGCUGUUCCUGGCCGAGGUGGUUCUUCUCUGCUGGGUCAAGUUCUUGCCCAUCAAGCCCAGCAAGUCCAGCAACAACAGCAUGUCCGCCGGCGUGGCUGCCGCCAUCACCUCCACGUCCAUCAUGGUGCCUUUCGGCUUGGUGUUCAUCAUGUUCGCCGUUCAUUUCUACCGCUCCUUGGUCAGCCACAAGACAGACAGACAGUUCCAGGAGCUGGAGGAGCUGUCCAACCUCACCAGGCUGCAGAAUGAGCUGGACAAUAGAGGAGACUCCAUUUUGCAUUCUCCAAGCUCACAUUUCCCAUAGACCACAGCUAUUUUUAGAUUUUUGGUUUUCCAGGGCCUCACCUCUGUAUUGUAAUAUUUAUAUACACAUUUUAUUUUAGAGAUGUUUGCUCCAUCUCAAUAAUGGCAUAAAUGCAUGAAACUUGAAAUCACAAAGUCUUAAAUGUGAAUGCUCUUUAUCCAUGCACUUGAACUUUGACCCCUGUCUCUUGCCUGCUGCAUUUAUUUACCUGUUUUUUUGUUUCCCUGUAACGUGAUCCACGAGUAAUUCAACUUUUAUUUAUGCCGCACACAAGUAAUUCAGCAUGUAAAGUACAUUUAAUGACAUUUGUACCCGGGUUAAUUCAUGUUUUGCUGCUUUACACGUGAAGUUUGCUUAGUUUUAUCGUUGAUCUGACUUUUUUACUGUAUGUUUUUGCAGAAUGCAUUGACUGGAGAAGAAAACUGCAUUGUUUUUGUAAAUUAACGCUGUCACGAGGCAUGCAGUGAGACUAGAGUAUGUAUAAAGCCGGAAGCAAGUGGUCUGCAUAUUUUAAUAUAAUAUGCAAAAGUAUAUGUUAUACAAAAGUAUAACUUGUACUGUUGUGUGACCAAUGAAAUGUCUUUAACACCUGGAAAAAUAAAAGUU